CUUGGAAGUGGAGAGCCUUUAGAUAGAGAAGAAGAAGAAAGAUAUGCUCUGACACACGUCAUGAACGCGUCUAAGCAACGCGUAGAAUCCGGAUAUUAUUUUUAAUAAUAUAAUUCCCUACAAUAUCUCAUUCUCGUCCGUAUCCUCUAAAGUUAACCCAGUAAUUGAUUAUAAUAAUAAUAAACAAAAAAAAUUCUUACUCUUUAUUUGAGGCGCUUUUUAGUUCCUUUAUAUAUCUUCGAUUUUCACAAUCUCUCUCUCACUUUUCAUUGUUGCUGCUUGCAUCAUCCUUAACAAAACUCUGUAAGCUCUCUGCCUCCUUGUUUUCUUCUUCGUUAUCCACGGUAUAAUGUGCAUGAAUGUGUUUUUGGGUGCGUUUUUUUUCUUUUUUUCUCUCCUGGUAGGAUUGUUUCCUUUGGUUCAAUUUGAAUCUGUCGAUCCUGCUUUUGGUGUUUUAUUCCGGUAUGUUUGGUUGUUGAUCGCGAUGGGAUUUGAUGUUUUUCUACCGUUACGUUUAGUUUCAUUGUUAAUUGUGGAUGCUCUAAUGUGUUAAUGUGUGAUCUUGAUCGGGGAUUGAUGUGUACGAAAAUUUUGGAAAUUGCCUCGUUUUGUGUUCUGAUCUUUGCUGGUGAUUGUUGAUUUGUUGACCACCCGAGGAGGAAUGCAUGAAACAAACUUUAUUUUGCUUUCAAGAUUUUUGAUCUGUACUUCAUCAAUCUAGUUAAUUUCUUUUUAUUAUUAUUACCUAUGAGAUCUUUCGUUUCUCCAGAUUUGGGGAUAUUUGAUAGGAAUUAACUGUCCUGCAUUCUUUCUAAUAUGCUUGUGAGGGAAUGGUAAGCUGAGGGUAUUCAGAAUUUCUCCUUAUGUGAGUGCUUGGAUCUUAUGUUUCUUUGCGAUAUGAUGAUAGAUGAUCUAUUCAGGUUUCAUAGUAGUAUUAAUGUAAUAUUUUCAUGUGGACCUCUUGGAAGCUAUUAGGAUGUCUAUAUCUUAAUUAUGGAUUAUUUGUAUUUGUUCUUCCCUCCUCUAGAAUUCUCGUCUACAGUUUAUGAUACCUCGUUCUGCUUCUACUUCUCAAUUCGGGUGUUUAAAUAUGAUUCCUGACAUUAUAAAUGAUAGCAAGUGUUCUCCCAGAUUAUAUAUAUUAACGUUUUAAGCAUCUAUAGUAGUGUACUCAUCAUGUUUCUGGUGAAAAUUUGUGUUUAUAUACCUAAAUUGUGCGAAGUACACUGCAUAAGUUGGUCAAUUGGUGUUUGUGUUGUCCUGAGGAAUUACUGCCUUUCAUCGCUUCUCCCUAUUUGUGGUGAAUGAUUUUAUCUUAGUUUCUUGUUGGAGAGCAAAAAUAAUUGAUAGCUUCACUGAUUGAGUAAUUCUGCCAGAAUGUCUUAUAUUCGAUGCAAAAUUGGCACAAUUGGUGAUGCUUCGGAUUAGUUUAGUUAUAUUUCUGUGCUUUUGAGCACAUCUACCUUGCCGAGUGAUCGAGUUUAAUGAGGUUUCGUACUGUUUUUUCCCAGUGUGCCUCAAGACAUAAUGUUUUGUCUUAGUCCAAGUUGUUUAAAAGUUUGCCAAUCUUCCCACUGACUGUAGUGCACCGUGUUUCCGUAUUUAGGUGUUAGAAUUUAAAAUUGCAAAUGGGAGGUGGAAAAGACAAGCAUGACGAGCAUGACAAAGGUCUGUUCUCUCAUGGACAGUACCCUGGACAAUACCCUCCUGGACAAUAUCCUCCUCCGCCUGGUGCGUAUCCUCCACCAGGUGGUUAUCCUCCAUCUCAUGGAUAUCCACCAUCUGGAUAUCCUCCUCAGGGAUACCCACCAUCAGGAGGGUACCCACCUUCUGGAUACCCUCCUCAAGGGUACCCCCCUGCAGGUUAUCCCGGUCCAUCUGCUCCACAUCAAUCAGGGCAUGGAGGUAUGGGAGCGCUGCUAGCUGGGGGUGCUGCAGCAGCAGCUGCUGCUUAUGGUGCUUCUCAUUUGGGACAUGGUGGACAUGGUGGUUAUGGACAUGGUCCUAUGGGAGGACAUGGUGGCUAUGCCCAUGGUGCUCACUAUGGUGGGCAUGGAAAAUUCAAGCAUGGAAAGCAUGGCAAGCAUGGUAUGUACGGCAUGCAUGGUAAAUUUGGCAAACACAAGAAGCAUGGUAUGUUUGGUGGAGGAAAGUUCAAGAAGUGGAAGUAAAUAGUUUUCAUGUAAAUGGGGCAAAUAGGUUCUCAACCUUCUGAUUGCCUUGAGGAUCUUAUAUUUUAGUAUUUUAUCAAUAAGUAGACAGAUUAUGUCCCUGCAAGCACGAUUCUAUGCAAGGCAUAUCUUACUUUCGUUUGUUAAAGUAAAUCAAGACGCUAUGUCAAUGUAACUAGUAAGCAGGUUGGGUUCCGGAUGAACAAUCUGAACACCGUCCACUCGUGUUUGAAUUUGACUUCCCUGACAGAGAGAAGCAUUGUCUUUAAAUUUGUAGUCUUCCCUUUGAUUGUCAAUAGUGUGUACUAUGUGGGAUCAGUUUGUUCACUUCCGCAUUUUGCUUGUUCUCAACUAGUUAGUAUUUUGACUUCGAAUGCAUAAAUUGUUCUCCCUCUCAUCUUAAUAUAAGCCACAAGGGUAUACUUGUAUUUACCCUCUAGAGUAUUAAGUAUAGAACCAAGGAUGGCUAUUUUCCUACAACAAUUUGUCGCAUCCAGUAUAUAUAUAUUUUUUUCAUUUUUUUCACAUUUCCCCUCGUCAAGUCAACUUUUUAAUUUUCCUCUCUCGGUUAUAUGCUUUAUAUAAUGCUUUAUAAUGUAAAAGUAAGAAAGUGAUUUUUGCAAAAUCAAAAAGCUC
Molecule: messenger RNA, 2807 nt
Organism: Oldenlandia corymbosa var. corymbosa
Lineage: Eukaryota; Viridiplantae; Streptophyta; Magnoliopsida; Gentianales; Rubiaceae
Source: the annotation of a GenBank genome assembly